This is a messenger RNA of Pyrgilauda ruficollis (rufous-necked snowfinch), 887 nucleotides long. Its product is annotated as type 1 phosphatidylinositol 4,5-bisphosphate 4-phosphatase-like. Gene Ontology annotation, biological process: phosphatidylinositol dephosphorylation. The transcript has 4 exons. Lineage: Eukaryota; Metazoa; Chordata; Aves; Passeriformes; Passeridae. Gene Ontology annotation, cellular component: late endosome membrane; phagocytic vesicle membrane; plasma membrane. The record is from RefSeq and is a predicted model, not a curated record. Gene Ontology annotation, molecular function: phosphatidylinositol-4,5-bisphosphate 4-phosphatase activity.
GGCGCGCUGUCAUGGCGGACGGGGAGCGAUCGCCGCUGCUGCCGCCCGAGGCGGGGCCGGGCCCGGGCGGGGCCGCGGCCGCCGGCGGCGCGGGGGCGGGUCCGGGCGAGGCCCCGCCCCCUUACUCGCCAUUGGGCAGCCCCGAGGCGGCGGGGGCGGGGCCUCCGGCGGUCACGUGCCGCGUGUGCCAGCGGCCAAUCAGCGUCGAGGGGAAGACGCACCAGCACGUGGUGAAGUGCGGGGGGUGUGGCGAGGCCACGCCAAUCAGGACGGCCCCCAGCGGGAAGAAGUACGUGAGGUGCCCGUGCAACUGCCUGCUGGUGUGCCGCGCCUCGGCCCAGCGCAUCGCCUGCCCCCGGCCGUACUGGUGAGACUGGGGGGACUGGGGGGGACUGGGGGGCCUUCAAGCCCCGCCCCCUCGCCCCGUUUAACCCCGCCCCUUUCUGACCACGCCCCUCCCGCAGUGGGCGGAGCUCCCCGACCGCUCCCUGGCUCGCUGCCCGCACUGCCGCAAGGUGUCAGCGAUUGGCCGGCGCUUCCCGCGGCGACGCUGCCUCUGCUGCCUAUUGGGCGCGCUGCUGAUGGGCGGGGCCGCGGCCGGCCUGGCGGUGAGGGGCGGGGCUAAAAGGGGGCGGGGCUUCCGCGGGAGGGGCCUGAGGGGGUGUGGCCUUAGGGGAGAGGGGGUGGAGUCUGGUGUGGGCAGGACUAAAGGGGUGUGGCUAAAAGGGGGUUAAUAAAUGGGUGGGGCUUAAGUGGGUGUGGCUUUAAGGGGUGGGGCUUGAAGGGGAGUGGCUUUAGUGGGUGGGGCUUAAAGGGCUGGGGCAAAGUGGGUGGGGCUUGAAAUGGGAGGAGCUUAAGAGGGUGGGGAAUAAGUGGGUGGAGUCUUA